Messenger RNA from Dracunculus medinensis (Guinea worm), 1005 nucleotides. Lineage: Eukaryota; Metazoa; Nematoda; Chromadorea; Rhabditida; Dracunculidae. The record is from the annotation of a GenBank genome assembly.
AUGUCACCAUCUACGAAUGAUAAUGACAGUGAUGAGGAUGCCGGACGUAGAAGAAUCAAUUCAGAACAUUGGACAAAUGAUGAAGAAGAUGAUGAAAGGAAUUCACUGAAAUCUGGUUCAUCAUCUAGCAGUGAUCUGACUCAACCUCCUCCGCCGAAGCGACGGUCACUGUCCUAUUCAGAUCACUCUUACCAAAGUGAAUUCAGUGUCAAAAAUUCUGUAAAGAAUGAAACAAUACAUUCAGCUACAUCGGUAAUGCUACCUUUCAAUCCAAGUAAAAGUUCUUUAGUGUCUUAUGGCGCUCAAGAUGACGAUGAUGAUGAUGAAGACCAGUUUGAGCGAGGAUUAAUUUCAUCAAUUAUAGCAGAUAAACGAGCGAAUGCUGCUAGAAAUGAAUUUUACGGUCAGUUCCGAUCAAAUUCAAAUGAAAGAGAAGUAAAGCCUCCACCACCUCCACCUGGGCACCAGGAUUGUCGUUCUCCAGAUGAAAUUGCGGUCGACAAUGCCAUCGAACAAGGACUUCGAGAACUUUCCCAGUCAGAAGUGCAUUACUACCAUUCUACUGUUGAAUCGCAAAGAUCAUUUGAUGAUGCUGAUAGUCCUUCAGCAGAUGAGACUGAAGUCAAACUUCCGCCUUCACCCGAGGGCAAAUGUUCGAAAGAGAUAGAGGAAAAAUUCAAAAAUUAUUUUGCUCGAAAGGCAAAUGGUUUUGAUUUGAAUUUGGCUAUCAAGCGGCGGCGCGAUUUCAAGAACCCUUCGAUGUAUGAAAAAUUGAUAGAAAAGUUUGAUGUUGAUGAACUUGGUUCCAAUUUUGAUAAAACAGUUUUCGAUCCUCAUGGCUUCACAAAAGAUUGUUUUUAUGAUCGCAUUGCUGUAGUGCAAAAAGAAAUGAUGGAAAGGCAUAAUGCUGCAGCUGAGAAAAAAAUUGCACCUGCAGUCCCUACGACGUCAAAGAGUAAUGAAGCGAAAAGAAAAUCACGUUUUGCUGGAAAUAAAAAGCAGUAA